AAUCUCAUCAAAGGGGAGGAGUCGCUGGAUCCCAACUCGCCAAGUUGCCAGGCGAGGCAUUGGCCUCGUUUUGUUUCCGAGCUCCAAAACCAAGUAUGCCCGCCCUCCCAUCAUGAGCCGGUGGUCUGGUUCCCAGGGAGUUGUAUUAACGGCGUAUCACCCCAGCACCAGCGAUGCCGAGCCCGGGCCAGCAAGUCAUGCCAAAGAGGGGGCGGAAACGUCCCCCGUGAGCCGGAGAUCUGGCCAAUACACAAUGAACCAUGAGAACUCUAAGAAAUCCUCAGGAAAGCCCCCUUACAAUCGCUCAGGUUCUCAGGAUUCACUGGAUGAAUUGUCUAUGGAUGACUACUGGAAAGAACUGGAAAACAUCCACGAAACCAGAAGAAGUAAUCAUGAAGAACAAGAAGUAGCUGUUGUUAAGGAGCCCGAUGAAGGAGAACUGGAGGAAGAGUGGUUAAAAGAAGCAGGACUGUCAAACCUCUUCGGUGACAGUGCAGGAGACUCCCAAGAAAGCAUGGUGGUUUUGGCAACACUGACCCGUACUCAGGCGGCAGCAGUUCAGAAGCGAGUGGAGACUGUGACACAAACCAAGAGAAAGAAAAACAAACAGUAUCAAGUUCCUGAUGUGAGAGAUAUUUUCAAGCAGCAAAAUGAUUCAACAGAAAAAGAAACUGGCAGUGAAAAUCAGCCUGAGAGAACAAGGAAAAGUGAAGAUGCAACACAGGAGGAAGCAAAAGAAGGUAAUGUUUUAGCACCUGAAGAUAACAGCCUGAGAGACAAUGUGCCAGUGUCUGAAACAGACAUCAGCCUGGAAAUAUCGUUUUCUGAACAAGCAAGUCUCAAAGAUAACUCAGUGAGCAAAGUGUCUAAGCACAGAGAUGAUGACACAUUGCUUCCAAAUUUCAGGCUGCCAAAGGACAAAACGGGUACAACAAAGAUUGGGGACCUUGCCAUUCAGGAUAUGAAGAAAAUCCAUUCUUUAGCACUGAUUGAGCUGACUGCACUGUUUGAUAUACUUGGAACAGAACUUAAGCCACAAAAAGCAAUAAAAAUGAAAGUAAAAGAAUCUGGUCUGUUUGGAGUCCCACUGCCAGUUUUGCUAGAGCAAGAUCAGAAGAGAGUUCCAGGCAUCAAAGUACCCCUAAUCUUUCAAAAACUCAUAUUCCACAUAGAAGAGGGAAAAUUGGACACAGAAGGGCUUCUUCGAAUACCAGGUGUUGCCACAAGAAUAAAGAGUCUUUGCCAAGAGCUAGAAGCAAAAUUUUAUGAAGGGACUUUCAACUGGGAAACUGUAAAACAACACGAUGCAGCAAGUGUUCUGAAACUCUUUAUCCGUGAACUGCCUCAGCCACUGCUCACUGUGGAGUACCUCAAGGCUUUCCAGGAUGUACAGAGACUUUUGACAAAGAAGCAUCAGCUGCAAGCAUUGAAUCUUUUGGUCCUUCUUCUUCCUGAAGGAAACAGAGAUACGCUAAAGGCACUCCUUGAAUUUCUUCAAAGAAUAAUUGAUCAUCAGGAUACCAACAAAAUGACCCUAAAGAAUGUUGCCAUGGUCAUGACCCCUAACCUCUUCAUGUUUCAUGGCAUGGGCUCCAAGACCACAGAGAAAAGCGAGUUUGUCAUGGCAGCUGGAACAGCAAAUGUCAUGCGCUUUAUGAUUAAAUAUCAAACACGUUUAUGGAUAGUACCUACAUUUCUUGUGAACCAAGUGAGAAAACAAAACACUGAAAGUCAGAAGAAGGAGAAAAAGGACAAAGCAAUGAAGAAGCUGCUGAAAAAAAUGGCCCCGGACCGAGAAAAGCAUGAGAAGCAGGACAAAAACAUCAAUGAUGUCAAAAGUGUCAGUGAUGCUGAUGUUCCUCAGGGAGUAAUACGGGUGCAAGCACCUCAUCUUUCCAAAGUUUCCAUGGCAAUUCAGCUGACAGAGGAACUAAAAGCUGGUGAUGUAGUUGCCAGAUUUCUCAGCCAAAAAAGUGGAACUGUCCAAGAUCUGAAGAAAGAAGAGGUGUUUUUAUAUGAAAUUGGGGGAAAUAUUGGUGAACGCUGCCUUGAUAGUGAUGCUUACAUGAAGGAUUUGUAUCAACUAAACCCAAAUGCUGAGUGGGUUAUAAAAUCAAAAAACUGCUGAAUUCUUGAUGCUUCAGUGGAAGAUAAGCUCUGGACUGUCUUGUCAGACAACAUGAAAUAAGAAAAUGAUCUACUGUUUUGAUAUUUAAAAUGUAUCACGUUGUUAAAAAGGGUAUUGGCCAUGCUAAAUUUGACUUACAAGGAGCUGCCCUCCCCAUUUUGCAAGUCAAUGGUAGUUGUUUUAGUCUGUCAGGACAGCCCUUUGUCAUGGGAACCACCGUGCCUUUGGUAUGGUCCCAUCUACCUUCAAGUGCAUUUUGUGCCUUCAUUUUCAAUUAAAGGCCAGGGAUAUCUUAGGGGCUAAAAUAACACCUUUAGAAAAACCAUUUCUUGUUAGCCCUCAUGCACACAGUGCUUGUAUUCCAUAUGGAAAUGAUGUAGCAGUGAUGCAGUUCAUGCAGGGCAAGUUUUAUAUAAGCAUCAGUUUAUGUACUUGAUUAAAAAGUUGUGAGAAAUGGGAAUAGGCCACUCCUCUUCAGUGUACCUCUUUUAGUCUAGUCUGCUAUAAACAACUGUGCCAGA
This is a messenger RNA of Heteronotia binoei (common prickly gecko), 2649 nucleotides long. RefSeq names its product Rho GTPase activating protein 18 (gene ARHGAP18). The record is from RefSeq and is a predicted model, not a curated record. Gene Ontology annotation, biological process: regulation of actin filament polymerization; regulation of small GTPase mediated signal transduction; signal transduction. The transcript is spliced from 15 exons. The coding region runs from base 113 to 2128 and encodes 671 amino acids. Gene Ontology annotation, cellular component: cytoplasm. Lineage: Eukaryota; Metazoa; Chordata; Lepidosauria; Squamata; Gekkonidae. Gene Ontology annotation, molecular function: GTPase activator activity.